UAGGGUGUGACUGGCGAACUUUCAUGGCAGAGGGAGGAUUCUAGUCCGACACUCUGACCGCUAUGCAUUGUUGUGGCCUCUCAUCCCCAUUCUGGAACUACCCGUUUACUGCUGCUUCUUUUCUACUUCCUGACCUGGCAGUGACAAAAGCAGCAGCAGCAGCAAAUCCUUCCUGGACCCCUCUCUACUCUGUCAUCCCUGGCAUCAGGACACUGGGUUAUGUAGCUUCCAGUCAAGCAGUGUUGGUAGACCGGACCAUGUAUAUAGCAGGACAGAUUGGCAUGGAUCCUUCAAGUGGGCAACUUGUACCUGGAGGAGUAAAGGAACAAACUAAACAGGCACUUAAAAAUAUGGGGGAAAUUCUGAAAGUGGCAUACUGUGACUAUGGCAACGUGGUGAAGACAACUGUUCUGAUGGCUGACAUGAAGGACUUUGAUGAUAUGAAUGAAGUAUACAAGCAGUUUUUCGAGGGUGACUUCCCAGCCAGAGCAGCUUACCAAGUCGCAGCUCUACCAAAAGGGGCACGUGUUGAGAUUGAAGCUGUGGCCAUCAGUGGACCACUCUGCGAUGCCAAGCAUGACACUAGAGGCAACCUUUAAACCCAGUGGCUUGGUUUUGAUUAAACUUGUUUAAUGGAACUGGUCGUCUCUUCCACUCGGAUCCUACAUGAGCUGUUCUGAAUAGAGGGAAUGAAUUCCAUCCCAUUCCCUGCCGCUCUUAUGUCCUAUUAAGGCUCUAGCUUGAUGCACAAUUUGGUAGGAAUGACAUUUAUUGUAGAACUUUAAUGUCACAAGCUGUUGAAGAAUGUUUUAUUGCUUCAAAUAGUAUUUUGAUGGAUAGACACUAGUGAUUUAUCCAGAUACUGUGAAUAGGAUUUUGAUGUAAUUAAUAUAGAAACUUAAGAGGCAAGUUGGAAUUACCUUUAGAAGGAAAAAUAAGGAAUGUUAUACUACAAUUACAGAAGCACAGAGCUAAGUAUUGGUAGACUUAAUGUUACCAAUUAACCUAAUAAGCUUACCUCUAUCUACUAGACAAAGUAGUGUUCAGACAUGCAAAAAUUUUUAACUCAUGUUUUCAGAUCUCUAACAUGCUACAAUUAGUCCGGAUUUAUGUAUUUUUGAUGAGAUUUUAAUAAA
Messenger RNA from Gekko japonicus, 1136 nucleotides. RefSeq names its product reactive intermediate imine deaminase A homolog (gene RIDA). The record is from RefSeq and is a predicted model, not a curated record. The coding region runs from base 63 to 599 and encodes 178 amino acids. The transcript is spliced from 7 exons. Gene Ontology annotation, molecular function: deaminase activity. Gene Ontology annotation, cellular component: cytosol. Lineage: Eukaryota; Metazoa; Chordata; Lepidosauria; Squamata; Gekkonidae.